UGUGAAUGCUGAGCUGUCCUUCUGGGACCCCAGGCAAAAUGAUGUAACUGAGUGAAAAAGCUCUGUAGAAAUAAAUCUCUUCUCCUUCCCCAUUUGUUCUAUUGUGGUGUCAUUGAUGCAAUACUUUAAUUGGGCUCAGGCUUGACACUUUUUUAGUCCUGCAGUAGAAUUGCAUUGUAUGAAAAGAACUCUGCGAUAAAAGCUGGAGAUACUGAAGUUUUGUUUUACAGCUCUGUAUGUGUGCUUCAGCAUUACUCGGGAAGCUGAGGUGACCUUUUUAGUACUUGUGGGGAUUCCAGUUGGAAGAUUUUACUGACCUUGGAUCUGAUUAAUUCCUGAGGAUGGCAAGUAAAGGGCCCACAGCAUCUACAUCCACUGAAAACUCCAGCACUGGAGGGACCAGUGGUAGCAGCAGUAGUAAUGGUGCUGGGGACAAUACUAAUCAGGACAGCACUUUUGAAUGCAACAUCUGUUUAGACACUGCCAAGGAUGCGGUUAUCAGCCUGUGUGGGCACCUCUUCUGUUGGCCUUGUUUACACCAGUGGUUAGAGACCAGGCCAAACAGGCAGGUGUGUCCAGUAUGUAAAGCAGGAAUCAGUCGAGAUAAAGUUAUUCCUCUGUAUGGAAGGGGUAGUACUGGGCAGCAGGACCCCAGAGAAAAAACUCCACCACGACCACAGGGACAGAGACCUGAACCAGAGAACAGAGGGGGAUUCCAGGGCUUUGGGUUUGGAGAUGGUGGCUUCCAAAUGUCAUUUGGAAUUGGGGCAUUUCCCUUUGGUAUAUUUGCCACAGCAUUCAACAUAAAUGAUGGGCGGCCUCCACCAGCUGUUCCAGGGACUCCCCAGUAUGUGGAUGAGCAGUUCCUAUCCCGUCUCUUCCUGUUUGUGGCUCUGGUGAUCAUGUUCUGGCUGUUGAUUGCAUAACUGCUCUAUACCCUGUAUAUUCCUGGUCAUCAGGGUCUCUGAACUAGCUAAAAACUGCUCCCCCAUCCUACUUUAAACCUUUUGGUGUCUGGUUCCAUUGCUAAUCACAGGUUCCAGGAAUCAGUGGUGCCACAACAUAUUGAGGAAUCUCGCAUGUUGCACCAGAACCUUGGAAUUAAAUAACAGUUAAAAAGCAUGUCUUACCUCAGCUAUGUCUCAUACCGCUGGUAUCCAGAUACAACCAUGGACCUAGCUUUGAGCUUCACUCUCAAAGGGAGCGUUGCUUUGAAAUCCUGUGCCAAUCAGCUAGGCCAAGUUUAUGUGGAAGACACUGGUACUGAAGGAGAGUGGGCGGGUGAGAAAAGGAACCUACUGCAUUGUUCAUCAGUAUCACGUGUGUAACAUCCAUGAUGGGAAAGAAAUGCAUCAACUGAAGUUCCAGAACAUUCUUUAAUCUUUUUAUAUCAAAGUCCAGUUCUUGCCAGGAAAUAUCUUGCGGCACUAAUAAGACUUCUUUGGGAUGGCAUCUGCCUGAAAAUGGAAUCAGCUUUGGAGACCGGUGUUCUAUACCUGCUGUUACUCACCAGAGUUGUGAAAAGCCAAUGGCACUUGAAUGGCUGUAACUGGAGGGAUUAAGAAACUUCAGCCUAAAAUGGUAAAAUAAUAUUAAUUUUCUGGAGCUAGACUCUUGAAAAUUCUCUCAUCAUGGGGUUGGGUAGGGUUGUUGGACAGUAGAGUACCUCUCUGGCCACAUGCAGUGCCGUUCCUCAGUGACAAAGCAGUGUUUGUUUUUCUUGGGUUUGUGCAGCUGGUUUUGGCUUUACUCAUGGAUAGUACCUUCAUAACUCUAUUGCUGUAGCUGCACUCACUCCUUCUUCCAAAGUUGUGAGACUUCCAGGAUUAUUGUGUACUCUGAAUAAAAUCAUUUUACAGAUCUGAGAUCAUCUUGUUUGUGGGGAGAGGCCACAAUGGGGAUUUAUUAAGUGAGUUGAAGUUAACUUUUCAAACACAUUUAUUUUGGCAAAAAAUGAAAUCUAAACUUGCCUAGCAGGUGCCACUGUAGGGAAUAGUGUAAGACCAUUGCCUGUAUGGUAGUGCCCAGCUGCUUCCAGCCUAUAAGGAAUAGCUGUAGUGCACAAGCUGCUGCAGGUUUACCAAAGAUAAUAAUUUGAAGGACAGGAGAUUACAAAUAUUUUUGUGCCUGGAGGAGGAUGUUGCAGAAGUUGUGCCCACAACUCUGAAAGCUUUUAUGGAAUUCUGUUAGGUAUAAAGCUUUAAAAAGUGUUUCUGAUUGAUUCUCUGGAUCCACAGUACCUGAAAUAUGAGGGAUUUUUUACCUCUGUUUGACUUUCUUCUAAUUCUAACUGGACACUUUCAAAAGGAUUCUCUUCUGUCUUUAUUUUGAGAUGCUGUUUCUUUGACUCAGAUCACUAAUAGUCAGAGACUCACCUUCUGUAGAGAGGAAUUUUGUGACUUCCUGGGCAAUAAAUCAUGAUAUUUGACACAACAAAUCAAUAUAUAGAAACUCACGGACUUGCUUCAGGAGCUAGGCUUUUUCUCAUGUACAAGGAUGAAGUGCCUGGGCACGACAACCAUGAGCAGUAGCAAUGACACUUACUUGCCUAAACACAAACUGUACAUCCAUCUGUAGCAUGAUGGUGUGGGAGGAACAGGUAGGAGUUUUGUUUGCCUGCUCCAAAAGUCUCCUCAGCAAGCAGGAUUUUGCAAAGCUGGCUUCUGCAAUAGUUGACCUCAUCUAUCAUAUACCAAGAUGCAAGAUCUGGUUGAGUAUAGGUAGUUCAAGUGCUGCUUGAACAGUACAGGCACUUUGGGAGCUUCAUCCCUUCUGAUUGGCUUCUGUAGUGCAUAUUUUGGAAAUUAAGUGCAUUUUUAUCAUCAACUGGCCAUAUUAUGAAGCUUUUUCACUGCCUUGAUGUUUUAUUGAGAGGCAGCUCCACCUGCUGGUGAAAAGGGAACGUUCAUCUGCUAAUGUAAAAGGGAUUUUAUUUCCUUCCCUUCUACCAUUAUUCUGAGAAACUGCUAUGCCAGGAAAGAGAGUGUGUUCUUCCAGAAGUAAUCUGGUAUGAAGAUUAUUUCUUCAAAGCUUUUAUCCUUUGAAGAUGACAGUGAGAGAGUCAGCUGUAACAUGAACAAAAGAGGUAUUAAACCAGACUUAACAAACAUUUUUUUGUUUUAAAAUAUAAAAUUUUAAGCUUAUUUUGCCAGUUACUCUUGAGACGCUGAAGGGAUGAAGACUGAAGUGGCUGCAAUGACAGAAUUUAGAGUCAUUAGUUUCCUGGCAAUCCAAGAAUGAGAUAGUUUAAGUGUUAAUGCUUCUGAUUUUCUUAGUGUGCAUUUUGUAUUGUAUCAUUUUUCCCUCCCUUGUAUUCAGACUGCACAUGGUCUGCAGUUAGAGAAAGAUGGCACAUACAGUGCAACCCUUUACUGUUCACUAAUUUUCACUGUUGUGAAAGUGAUUUAGAAUAAAAAAUGGUUUUACAUUGACCUCAGCCUAUGUGGAUUCCUUUUGGGUAAGGAAGUGCAGUGCUCUUGCCUUGUGCUACUUGGAUUUUCACUGUAGGAGGCAUUACUGUGAACACAGUAGCAGAAAAAAUAUUUUAUAUCUAUAUUAUUGUGGAAAGUGUUAGCAGUAUCAGGGCUGCUGUUGGUACACCUGCUCUGUAGGAGGCAUGUCCAUGAUGUAUUCUUCACUUAAAGAAGUAACCAGUUGUUGCUGUCUUCUGAUAAAUGACAAUGAAACUGUUUUUGAGGGUGCCGGAGACUAGACUUAAAGGGAUAUCCUCUGUACCUACUGAUCCUUUCACAUAGAGUACGUUCCUUGGAGCUGAAGGUGCUACCUGUAUUAGCAUAUAGGCCAGCUAUUUCUAGUCUAAACAGACCAUCUGUGAGAUUGAACUAUGCCUCUUUUGACAGAGAAAGUAAAAAAGCAGGCAUCUCUUUUUCACUACUUAUGUCUUUAAAAAAAAAUGACUAACAUUUUUUUAAAUCAGGAAACUAUCUUGUAUAUGGGGGUGAAUCUGCUCAAGAGUGGGGACUCAUGAAUGGCCUUUUCACACUUCUGCCUGGACUCAAUCUCUCCCAUCCUUUAAUGUCAUUUACAUAGUUGAAAAAGUUUCACCGCCACUAGCAGUCUUGAGAUUUCAGAGGAAGACCAAAAAAACCCCAAAAAACGGCACGAUAAAAGCCUGAAUUGGGGAGGGGUUGAGCGGAGUAAAAACUGCUAUUGUACACUGUAAAGCAGUGGUUCUCAAACUUUUUUUUUUUUUUCACGGACCACUUGAAAAUUGCUGGGGAUCUCAGUGGACCAAAAUGUUGUUUGUAUGAUUAGCUAUCUGUUGUAAAUCGCUUUGGAUAAAAGCGGUAUAUAUAAAACAACUUAAUAAUUAACUUAUUUUGUUUUACAAAUAAAAGCACACAACUCAUAUUUUAA
Mauremys mutica (yellowpond turtle) is the source of this 4377-nucleotide messenger RNA. It is a transcript of the gene RNF185, whose product is annotated as ring finger protein 185. Gene Ontology annotation, cellular component: endoplasmic reticulum. Lineage: Eukaryota; Metazoa; Chordata; Testudines; Geoemydidae. Gene Ontology annotation, molecular function: ubiquitin-like protein conjugating enzyme binding; ubiquitin protein ligase activity; metal ion binding. Gene Ontology annotation, biological process: ubiquitin-dependent protein catabolic process. The record is from RefSeq and is a predicted model, not a curated record. The coding region runs from base 342 to 926 and encodes 194 amino acids. The transcript has 7 exons.